Molecule: messenger RNA, 885 nt
Organism: Ogataea philodendri
Lineage: Eukaryota; Fungi; Ascomycota; Pichiomycetes; Pichiales; Pichiaceae
Exons: 1
Coding region: 1-885 (294 amino acids)
Biological process (GO): tetrahydrofolate interconversion
Cellular component (GO): cytosol
Molecular function (GO): methylenetetrahydrofolate dehydrogenase (NADP+) activity; methenyltetrahydrofolate cyclohydrolase activity
Source: RefSeq, a predicted model, not a curated record
AUGGCCAUUAUUGACGGGAAAACCAUCAGUAAAGAGCUGCGCGACUCGAUCGCCGCAGAGAUCGUCUCCUUGAAGCAGCAAGACCCUGCUUUUCUCCCCAAACUUGUCAUUGUCCAGGUUGGAGAGCGCCCAGACUCGUCCACCUACGUCAAGAUGAAGCUCAAGUCGUGUCAGGAAGUGGGCAUCGACGGGUCGUUGCAGAAGCUCCCAGACACCGUGUCCGAGUCCGAUCUGCUCGAUCUGAUCUCGUCCUUGAACGCGGACGCCAAAGUUCACGGAAUCCUGGUCCAACUGCCUCUUCCUCCGCAUCUGGACGAGGAACGCAUCACCAACGCUGUCAAGCAGGAGAAGGACAUUGACGGGUUCUCUGAGCUCAACCUUGCGGCCAUUUUCAAGAAAAACGCCGUCGCCAAGUUCGUCCCUUGCACUCCAAAGGGAAUCAUGUAUCUACUGAAACACGAAAAAGUCGAGAUCUCGGGCAAGAACGUUGUUGUUUGCGGCCGGUCCGACAUCGUUGGCGGCCCGUUGUCGAAGCUGCUCGAGAAAGCCGGCGGUACCGUCACGGUGGUGCACUCGAAAACCACUCCGGAUCAACUGAAAUUCUACUGCUCCCACGCAGACAUCAUCGUCAGCGCUGUUGGCCGUGCCAACUUCAUCACAGGCGAUAUCAUCAAGCAAGGAAGCGUGAUCAUCGACGUGGGGACCAACUACGUGAAGGACGAGACGAAAAAAUCCGGCCAGAGAAUGUGCGGAGACGUGGAUUUCGACUCGUGCAAAGAUAAGGCCUCCAAAAUUACACCUGUUCCAGGAGGAGUGGGCCCAAUGACCGUGGCCAUGGUGCUGGACAACCUGCUGGAAAGUGCCAAGCAAAGCAAAAAACUGUAA